Messenger RNA from Trematomus bernacchii (emerald rockcod), 4804 nucleotides. It is a transcript of the gene sema5a, whose product is annotated as sema domain, seven thrombospondin repeats (type 1 and type 1-like), transmembrane domain (TM) and short cytoplasmic domain, (semaphorin) 5A. NCBI's taxonomy places the organism in Eukaryota, Metazoa, Chordata, Actinopteri, Perciformes, Nototheniidae. Gene Ontology annotation, molecular function: semaphorin receptor binding; chemorepellent activity. The record is from RefSeq and is a predicted model, not a curated record. Gene Ontology annotation, biological process: axon extension; negative regulation of axon extension involved in axon guidance; positive regulation of cell migration.
UCCCUGUUUCAGGUGAAGGACAGUUCUGUUCUGCGCUGUCGCUUCUUUGGCACCCGUGUCGGCUUCUCCCCCCUCCCCUAAAGAGCGGAGGCACAUUGUCUGUGGCGCAGCGCGACAGUGCGGUGUCCGGUUACAACCCGUGCGCCGCGGAGCCACCGGGACACAGCGCUGCUCUGGGGAAUCAGAAAUAGCACCGAGGAGUCCGGAGGGAGCAGAGGGAUCUGUGCAGAGGAGAGAAGGAGUUUAACAGAUUUCUGGAAAGACACGGAGGAUAUAUCAUCUUCAUCUUUUCUUUCCCAGCUCUCAGCGGGACAACACGCGCAGCUUCGUUCCCUAUAGAUGACCGGGAGUUGGGCAUCUAACUUGGUGUGUCUCUCCCAUGCUCUUGGCCCCUGAGGCCUGAGGAGAAGUGAGCCAAGCCCAGCCCCCCAUGGGACGCCCUGUUACCCAGCAUGCACUGCUCCUGCUGCAGUGCAUGUUGGUCCUGCGGCCCGGAGGCGUGGCCAGUAGGAGAGGACCGGUGCUGCUGCCCGAAUCCCCCUGUCACAAGACGGAGCACCCCCUCGUCCCACACUCGGAGAUGGAGCCGUGGAUGUGCCGGUUCAAGGCCGAGGGCACGGUGGAUUACUCCCAGCUGACCUUUGACCCCGGCCAGAACGAGCUGAUCGUCGGCGCCAGAAACCACCUCUUCAGGCUCAAUCUGGAGGACCUGUCACUGAUCCAGGAGGCUGAGUGGCAUUGCGAUGAGUUCACCAAGGGAGCCUGCUUCAGCCGGGGAAAGUCUGAGGAGGAGUGCCAGAACUACAUCAGGGUGCUGCUGGUGAACGGGAACCGGCUGUUCACCUGCGGGACCAACGCCUUCACCCCCAUCUGCACCAACAGAACGCUGACAAAUUUGACGGAGAUCCACGAUCAGAUCAGCGGGAUGGCUCGGUGUCCGUACAACCCGCUGCACAACUCCACCGCGCUCAUCACCUCCAGCGGGGAACUCUACGCCGCCACCGCCAUGGACUUCUCCGGGCGAGACCCUGCCAUCUACCGCAGCCUGGGGGGUCUUCCUCCUCUACGCACCGCCCAGUACAACUCCAAGUGGCUCAAUGAACCCAACUUCGUGUCCUCCUACGAUAUCGGCAACUUCACAUACUUCUUCUUCCGUGAGAACGCGGUGGAGCACGACUGCGGCCGGACGGUGUUUUCCCGCGCUGGAAGAGUUUGUAAGAACGAUAUUGGCGGACGCUUCCUGCUGGAGGACACGUGGACGACCUUCAUGAAGGCUCGACUGAACUGCUCUCGACCCGGAGAAAUCCCCUUCAACUACAACGAGCUGCAGGGAACCUUUUACCUGCCGGAGCUCGAGCUGCUGUACGGCAUCUUCACCACCAACGUAAACAGCAUUGCUGCGUCUGCGGUGUGUGCCUUCAAUCUCAGCGCCAUAUCGCAGGUUUUCAACGGGCCCUUCAAGUACCAGGAGAACUCCCGCUCAGCGUGGCUGCCGUUACCCCAAACCCCAACCCCGAACUUUCAGUGCGGCACCAUCGACUCCGGCUCCUACGUGAACCUGACGGAGAGGAACCUGCCGGACGCUCAGAAGUUCCUCCUGAUGCACGAGGUGGUCCAACUGGUUCCCGUGCCCUACUUCAUGGAGGACAACGUGCGCUUCACUCAUGUGGCGGUAGACGUGGUGCAGGGCAAGGACACGCUGCUCCACAUCAUAUACCUGGCUACAGAUUACGGCACUAUCAGGAAAGUGCUCUCUCCUCUCAAUCAGUCCACGGGGAGCUGCCUAUUGGAGGAGAUCGAGCUGUUCCCUCCCAGGAAGAGACAGCCGAUCCGCAGCCUGCUGAUCCUGCACAGCCGCAGCGAGCUGUACGUGGGAGUGAGAGACCAGGUCAUCAAGAUCCCUCUCAAGAGAUGCAGCUACCACAAGAGCAGAGAAGCGUGCAUCGGGGCCAGGGACCCGUACUGUGGCUGGGACCUUUUAUUGAAGAAGUGCACCACGCUGGAGGAGAGUGUCCGGAUGAGCCAAUGGGAGCAGAGCAUCUCAAAAUGUCCUGUCCGUAAUGUGACGGUUGAUGGAGGCUUUGGCGUCUGGUCAGGAUGGUCCAUGUGUAGCCAUAACGAUGGAGGAAGCGCAGGGUCCUGUUUGUGUCGAACCAGAGGCUGUAAUAACCCGGCCCCUCAGUGCGGGGGUCAGCACUGCUAUGGCAUCAGCGUGGAGGUCGCCAACUGCUCCAGAAACGGGGCGUGGACCCCCUGGACUUCCUGGUCUCCGUGCAGCACCACCUGUGGGAUCGGUUUCCAGGUCCGCCAGCGAUCCUGCAGCAACCCCACCCCCCGCCACGGAGGACGAGUGUGUGUGGGCCAGAACCGCGAGGAGAGGUACUGUAACGAACACCUGCCCUGCCCCACCCAUGUCUACUGGUCGGCCUGGUCUGCGUGGGACCGCUGCACCCAGCCCUGCGGCGGAGGCAUCCAAUCACGUCGCAGGAUCUGUGAGAACGGAGACGAGUGUCCCGGGUGUGGUCAGGAGUACCAGUCGUGCAACACGCUGCCGUGUCCCGACCUGAAGAAGACGACGCCCUGGACUCCCUGGACGCCCGUCAACAUCUCGGAUAACGGCGGCCAUUACGAGCAGCGUUUCCGUUACACCUGCAAAGCUCGCAUCCCCGACCCCAGCCUGAUGGAGGUGGGCCGGCAGAGGAUCGAGAUGAGAUACUGCUCCAGUGACGGAUCCACCGGAUGCUCCACGGACGGAGAGGUUCUUCGUCUCGGGAGGAUCUCGGGCCACACGCUGAACGGGGGCUGGGCGUCCUGGAGCUCGUGGUCUCAGUGCAGCAGAGACUGCAGCCGGGGGAUCCGCAGCCGGAAGAGGACCUGCUCAAACCCAGAGCCCAAACAUGGAGGUCAGACCUGCCUGGGGGCGCUGCAGGAGUACCAGGAGUGCAACAUCAGCCCCUGCCCAGUGGACGGCAGUUGGUCGUGCUGGUCUUCGUGGUCAAAGUGCUCAGUGACGUGUGGGGGGGGGCACCACAUGAGGACUCGAACCUGCAGCAACCCCCCCCCUGAGUACGGAGGGGACAUCUGCCUGGGCCUGCACACUGAGGAGGCUCUGUGCCACACACAGUCCUGUCCAGAGAGCUGGUCCAAGUGGUCCGAGUGGUCCCCCUGUGAGUCCAACGGGGCGCAGACGAGGGUCCGUCACUGCGACGUCCUGUUCCCCACCGGAAACCAGUGCUCAGGGAACAACAGUGAGACCCGGCCCUGCCCCCCCGACUCUAACUUUAUACCAGAAAUCUCGAUUGCACGCUCCAGUCAGGAGGAGAGGCGCUGUGGAGACUUCAACCUCUUCCACAUGAUCGCUGUGGGGCUGAGCAGCUCCGUACUGGGAUGUCUGGUCACUUUACUGGUUUACUCUUACUGUCAGCGCUACACCCAGCAGGCGCACGACGCCACCGUCAUCCACCCCAUCUCAGCGGCUCCGCUCAACACCAGCAUCACCAACCACAUCAACAAACUGGACAAAUACGACUCUGUGGAAGCCAUCAAGGCCUUCAACAAAAACAAUCUGAUUCUGGAGGAAAGAAAUAAGUACUUUAACCCUCAGCUUGCCGGGAAGACCUAUACCAACGCAUACUUCACCGACCUUAACACCUACGAUGAUUAUUAAGCCGGAUUCGGCCCUUCAGACUCUCCCCUUGUCAUCCAUUUUAGUUUUUUGUGCUUUGUAUUGAGAUUUGUGACACCAUGUGCGGGACAUUCCCACUCUCAGACUCUACGGCAGCUGUAUAAUGAAAACAGACACACAGUGUUGCCACAGAGGGAAAUCCCACUUCCUCUCAGGUGCCUUGGGGUACACUCGGAAAACGACAUUUUUUUGGGACAAAUCUUGCCUUGACUCUCGCUGAGAAACUGGAAGAAUACGAGCAAAGAGACUUCGGGGAAUGGGAUCCCCUUUUAACUUUCCUGUGACGCCUCUCAAACAGACCUGUAUUUGUAACGAUGGGAAAUAACCACAAACUGCUUUUGCAUGACCUCAUCUGACGUGUUUUUUCUGUUUUGCAUGGUUGAUUGCAUUCCUCGGUUAAAAGACUUGCAAGCAGUUUAUUUUUAGCUGGUUUUGGAAGUCAUAACAACAAAGACUGUGGAGAUGUCUGACGGCUUUUACGAUGUCCUGCUGCAGCAACCCAAAAGUCCUAAAAUCAGGAUGUAGAUAUUUGAAGUCUGUGGUUGAGUUUGUCCAUUUUUCUUUCUGUUUCAGGCUCUCGCGGCUCGCAGUAUUUGAUCACUCAGUUUAUUUUGCCUUCUCUCUUUUUUUAAAGCUUUUUAAGGUGCAUAUGUUUUGUACAGGAUGUUAAGUUUGAAGCCUAUGUCUGUAGUUUGUUUAAUACAUUUACUCAAUGUCUCAAGUAAAGAAUAAAACAUGUCCUUUUAAAAAGAAAAAGCUUAUGUGCAUUCUGACAAAAGAAAUCAGGAGUUAUCAUAUCAGCCGGCAUCAAGCUCACCGUACUUUUUUAUAUUUUUUUGUAAAAUGUUUUUGAAUUUUGAUAGUGUUCGCUAUUCCUUUGGCUUCUGAGUUAAAAAUGUAAUUUGUGAGAGCAGGAUGUUCAUAGCAUUUACUGUACAGACGGAGCGUAGCAAAUACUACUCUCCCAACCUAGAGUGCUACCCAUUUACUGUAAGAUGAAACUCAUUCAUCAAGUUUCUGUUUAACCAAAUAUGAGGUUAUUCAAUGGUUCAGUUGCAACUAACUCUUUUUACAUGUUUGCUUGUGUUACUGUGCAUAAAUUAAAGACUGCUUCGUACA